Condylura cristata (star-nosed mole) is the source of this 1106-nucleotide messenger RNA. RefSeq names its product XK, Kell blood group complex subunit-related family, member 6 (gene XKR6). Lineage: Eukaryota; Metazoa; Chordata; Mammalia; Eulipotyphla; Talpidae. Gene Ontology annotation, cellular component: plasma membrane. Bases 1 to 942 code for a protein of 313 amino acids. The transcript has a single exon. Gene Ontology annotation, biological process: phosphatidylserine exposure on apoptotic cell surface; apoptotic process involved in development; engulfment of apoptotic cell. The record is from RefSeq and is a predicted model, not a curated record.
AUGUCCCUGGCUUGGGUGCUAGCCUCAUAUCACAAGCUGCUGCGGGACUCCAGGGACGACAAAAAGAGCAUGAGCUACCGAGGGGCCCUGCUGCACCUCCUCUGGCGCCUCUUCACCAUCUCCUCCAGAGUCCUCUCUUUCGCCCUCUUUGCUUCCAUCUUCCAGCUCUACUUUGGCAUCUUCGUGGUGGUGCACUGGUGCGCCAUGGCCUUCUGGAUCAUCCACGGCGGCACGGACUUCUGCAUGUCCAAAUGGGAGGAGAUCCUCUUCAACAUGGUGGUAGGGAUCGUGUACAUUUUCUGCUGGUUUAACGUCAAGGAAGGGCGGACUCGAUACCGAAUGUUUGCGUAUUAUACGAUAGUCUUGACCGAGAACGCCGCCCUGACGUUCCUUUGGUAUUUUUACAGAAACCCGGAGACCACCAACGCGUACGCGCUGCCAGCACUGUGUUGUGUCUUUGUUAGCUUUCUGGCCGGGAUCUCGCUCAUGCUCUUGUAUUACGGGGUGCUGCAUCCCAUGGGGCCGCGAGCUAAGAUCUUUGCGAGCUCCUGUUGUGCCGAGCUGCUCUGGGGCAUCCCUCUGCCCCCCGAUGUUGAGCCCAUGGCGCCUCAGACCCCUGGGUACCGGGGGACCCAGGUCACGCCCACCAGAGCCGUCACGGAACAACAGGAGGAUGUCACGGCCGACACUUGCCUGCCCGUUUUCCAAGUGAGACCCGUGGAGCCUUCUACCCCGUCGGGGCGUCCUUCCCACCCAGAAGGGCCCCUCAUUAAGAUUGACAUGCCAAGAAAGAGAUACCCAGCCUGGGAUGCCCAUUUCGUAGACAGGAGGCUGAGGAGGACCAUUAACAUCCUGCAGUACGUGACCCCCACCGCGGUAGGCAUUCGGUACCGGGACGGACCGCUGCUUUACGAAUUGCUGCAGUAUGAGUCUUCACUCUGAGCCCCCGGGCCCAGGUGGAGAGGGGACCUCAGCCGGUGGCGGUCAACACCGCGUGCGAGAGAUCCGCCCCGCCCUGCCCCGUACACAGAAACACCACCUCCACCUCCACCACCACCAUCAAUGCCACCACAGAAGGGUGCCGGGUCUCAGCCCUUCAGAUAAGC